GGCGAAUCGAAGUGGUGGUGGCGGAGCGGCUGUCCAAGCGGCGGGAGGAGCGGGAGGAGCGGCCGCAUCAGGGCCGGCGGCGGCGGCGCAGAUCGACAUGUCGGUGCUGGCGGAGCUGCCUCCGGAUGUACGGCGGGAGGUGGAGAGGGAGUACGGUCUGCUGGCCCGACGCGCCGCCCCGGCCCCCGCCCCCAGCCGCCCUGCCAAGCGCGCCCGCCAGCAGCAGGCGCCCGGGCAAGCCCACCUGGCGGCGGCCGCACCCCGACAGGCCGGCAGCGGCACCGUCGGCGGUAAUGCCGGUCCGGGAGCAGCAGGUGCAGCAGGUGGGGAGAGGGCCCUGGCGGCUGCUGGUGUUGCGAGCAGUGCAGGAGGCGGCAGCAGCGGAGGAGGAGGUGCGAUGCUGGGGCUGGACAUGGGGAGGCGCAGUCGGGAGGGCACCGCCGGGGGCGUUGCAGGCAACGCUGUCGCUGCGUCUGCGGCUGCUGCGCCUGCCUCCGCUUGCGACCUGCGCCGGAGCGCGGCGGCAGGUGCAGCAGCAGCCGCGCCGCCGGCGGGGCCCUCCACCACGGCUGCUGCUCCACCGGCUCCCCC
Astrephomene gubernaculifera is the source of this 591-nucleotide messenger RNA. The record is from the annotation of a GenBank genome assembly. Lineage: Eukaryota; Viridiplantae; Chlorophyta; Chlorophyceae; Chlamydomonadales; Astrephomenaceae.